Messenger RNA from Stylonychia lemnae, 837 nucleotides. The record is from the annotation of a GenBank genome assembly. NCBI's taxonomy places the organism in Eukaryota, Ciliophora, Spirotrichea, Sporadotrichida, Oxytrichidae.
AUGCAAAAGAUUAUUACCAUUGCUGGAGUCUUCCUACUCGGAUCCGCUGUUGCCUCAGGCCUUGCCAUUGAUGAAGGAAAGCUCAUCAAGGGACUCGUUCAUGAACUUAUUGAUGCCGAAAAGGAUGUUAAACUCAUCAAGCAAAGUCUCUAAGCCAUCGCAAAGAAGAGAUCAAGAUCAGCACCAAGAGUUGAAAGAUCAUCAAGCUGGAGCAAAAUCCACCACGCUACUGGUGCUCUUAGUGAUCUUACCAAUGCUGGUGUUGCUAUUUAUGGCGCCACUUAAAUCCCUCAUGUUGAGAGAGGUUUCUCCCUCCACAAACUUGGACAUGCCACAGGUAUUGCUAGCGAUCUUGUUAACAUUGGCACUGGAAUCUAUGGUGCUACCCAAAUGCCAAGAGUUGAAGGAUGGCUCAGUGGUAUUGGUGAGCUAACUGGCAUUGCUGGUGAUCUCACUGGUAUGGGAAUUGGAAUCUACCAAACAGUUCACCCAAAUGUUGAAUCAGGAUUCUAUGAGGAUGAUGAUGAAAUUGAAGUUGAAGCUUCAAGAGGAUCAUCAUCUAGAAGAGGAUCAUCUUCAGGUUCAAGAGGAUCAUCUUCAGGUUCAAGAGGAUCAUCUCUUCUUGAUUAUGCCAACAUUGGUUCUUAAAUCAUUGGAGGUCUUGGACAAGCUGGUGCAGGUAUGUACGCUUAAAUCAUGGCUGGCUAGGCUGCCGCUGCUCAACAAAAAUACUACAACAGUCAACCACAUGUUGAAUAAUACUGGGACGGUCCAGUCUAUGUUAGACCAAGCAGAGUUGUCUACAACGGUGGAAUGAUCUACCCAUAUGACGAAUGA